AUGGGCAUUGGACUAAUCACCCUCGUUGUUGUGGGCGUAGUCUCACUCUGGUUCUAUGCCAACUACAUCUAUGACGAGGAUGCUGCUCGUGCUUUGACAGCCAGCAAGAAGCCUGUUUCGACCGAGGUUGUUUCUUUGCGCAUCUACCCCAUCAAGUCAUGCCGUGGUAUAGAAGUCCAAGAUACCAGACUUCAUAAAACUGGCUUAGAUCUGGACCGCCAAUGGAUGUUCGUUGAUGCAAAGACCCGUCAGUUCUUGACAAUCCGCUCUGAUCCUUCCAUGACCUUGAUCGAUACUGGCCUCAGUGGAGACGGCAAAGGCAAGUGGACAGACUUGCAUGUCAGCAUCCACGAUACCGACAAGCACAUCAAGAUACCUUGUUACCCUACCGCUGAAUGGCUGGAGGAGAACACCAAGCUUACAAAGGUCGAAAUUUGGGGUGAAGACACCGAUGGUUGGGAGUACAGCGACGAGAUCAAUUCUAUUUUCAGCGAGUACUUCAAGAAGCCCGUUGCUCUGAUCUACAAGGGUCCUACUCCUAGAAUUGCUCGUGGAAAUGGCAGUCCUGAUCUGUACGGAAAGGAACAAGAGCAUCAUUUCGCCGAUGUCAUGAGCAUUCAAAUUGCUUCGGAAGCCUCUCUCGCCGACCUCAACUCCAGACUCGAAGCUGCUGGCCAGGAUCAGCUCACCAUCGAACGCUUCAGACCCAACAUCAUUGUCAAAGGAAACAAAGCUUGGGAUGAGGACAGCUGGAAGAAGGUGUGCAUUCGCACUACUGAUCACCAACGCGAAGCAAUCUGGAAGGUCAAUCUUGACGUUUUGUGCCACUGUGCUCGCUGUCAGGUGCCCAAUGUCAACCCAGAUACGGCUGAGAAACACGCGCACGAACCUUGGGACACACUCAUGAAGUUCAGACGUAUCGAUCAGGGUGGGGUGGCCAAGUACAAGCCUUGCUUUGGUAUGCUUUGCAUUCCCACGUCCGAUGGACCAAUUGCUGUGGGCGCUGCUCUCGAGAUCUUGGAACGUACAGACAAGCAUCUGUACAAUACAUCCAAGUUCGAGGACUUGUAG
Molecule: messenger RNA, 1071 nt
Organism: Aureobasidium melanogenum CBS 110374
Lineage: Eukaryota; Fungi; Ascomycota; Dothideomycetes; Dothideales; Saccotheciaceae
Product: MOSC-domain-containing protein
Exons: 1
Coding region: 1-1071 (356 amino acids)
Molecular function (GO): pyridoxal phosphate binding; catalytic activity; molybdenum ion binding
Source: RefSeq, a predicted model, not a curated record